UUUACGCCCUGACCACGCCCACACGCCCUAAUGACGCCUAUUAGAUUCCUUUCUGGCACCUCCCCAGGGCCGCCUUUAGUAAGUUUGCCCAUCACGCCCACACCCAUACCCACGCCCUCCCCGUGCAGUUCCCGGCACUGCCAUGGGGGAUUCUGGUGACACCGGGGGACAUGCCGGGGGCGGCAGGGGGCCACGGCUCCCCCUGCUGCUCUCGCUGUGCCUCCUGCUGCUUCUGCUACUGCUGCUGCCCGCCUCGACUGCCUGUCCUGCUGCCUGCUCGUGCGAGGCGGCCCGCCAGGGCCUGUGGAGCAGCUUGAGGGACGUGGCCGCCCCACCCCCGGACACCAACACUGUGGCCGUCACCUGCAAGAGUGCGGGCUUGAAGGCGCCUCCUGACCAUCUGGCACUAAACGGCCUCAACUCCUCCACCGUCAUCAAGCUAGACUUGAGCUUCAACAACCUGACGGAGCUUAAACCCCGCGCCCCUCACGCCCUUCCCCGUCCUGCAGACCCUGAUCCUCGCCAACAAUAGGAUAAAAAAAAUAGCACCUGGAGCAUUUCUCGACCUUAAUCUUGAAGUCCUACACCUGGAGGAGAACGCCCUCACGUCCCUGGUGGAAGUGGAGUUACCUGCGGGACUUCGUGAACUCUCUCUU
Scylla paramamosain (green mud crab) is the source of this 656-nucleotide messenger RNA. RefSeq lists its product as uncharacterized. The transcript has 4 exons. Bases 143 to 532 code for a protein of 129 amino acids. The record is from RefSeq and is a predicted model, not a curated record. Lineage: Eukaryota; Metazoa; Arthropoda; Malacostraca; Decapoda; Portunidae.